Haliotis rubra (blacklip abalone) is the source of this 1821-nucleotide messenger RNA. RefSeq names its product putative nuclease HARBI1. The transcript has 4 exons. Bases 194 to 1219 code for a protein of 341 amino acids. NCBI's taxonomy places the organism in Eukaryota, Metazoa, Mollusca, Gastropoda, Lepetellida, Haliotidae. The record is from RefSeq and is a predicted model, not a curated record.
CCGGGAUCAUGAAAGUGUCUCAAGUCCAUAUUUUGUCUUAAGUCUUAAAAUUUUGACUUAAGUCAAAAUUUAGUCUUAAAUUGGGGAUCACGAAGCUCGAUCUUUAAGAAUAUCUAAAGUCUAAGACCAAAUUUGAUCUUAAGUCCUAAGACUGCCCCCGAGUAGACUUAAGACAAUAUUUGUAGCAUUAAAGAUGGCUGAAGUGAUUCGCCUCAUUCGUAGGAUUCGUUCUAAGAGAAAUACACUACAUAUUCAGAGGACUUUUCGGGAUCGUUUUAACCCUAUGGAAAUGUAUAGCGACGAUCAACUCUUUGAAAGAUACAGAUUUCGUCGUUCUACCAUUUUUUUCAUUGUUGAUUUAAUCAGCCAUAAACUUGCACAUCCCACCCAGCGUUCUCACAGUCUCCCACCCAUCAUUCAAGUACUGAUAUUCCUUCAGUUCGUUGCAAGUGGUGCUUUUCACCUAUUAGUGGCCCAGUCGUUCUCUGUCAGCAAGGCCACAGCCGGCAGGUGUGUCCAUAGAGUGGCAGAUUCACUCUGCAGACUCUCAACCCGAUUCAUCGCUUUUCCGACAGGCCAAAGAUCACUUGACGUGAAACGCGCUUUCCAUGCUAUUGCCGGAUUUCCAAAAGUGCUCGGCUGUGUCGAUGGCACACAGAUCAGGAUUGCGAGUCCAAAGGUAAACGAAGCUGACUUCGUGAACAGGAAGGGAUUUCACUCUCUUAAUGUUCAGAUGGUUUGUGACCCCAAAUUUCUAAUCACCAACUGUGUGGCCAACUGGCCUGGAUCAUGCCAUGAUGCACGGAUAUUCAAGGAGAGUAAGCUCUGUCAUAAUUUUGAAAAUGGUCUUCAUGAUGGAUUCCUGCUAGGGGACUCUGGAUACCCCUGCAGACGCUACCUGAUGACUCCCUACCACAAUACUGGCGAUCUGAGGCAUAAAGAGAGAUAUACUUAUUCUCUCUGCAGGACACGUGUACUCAUUGAACAGACCUUUGGCAUUUUAAAAAGACGCUUUCCUUGUCUGUCUACUGGACUGAGAACCAAUCCAACCAGAGCCUGUACAUAUGUUAUCUCAUGUGUAAUAUUACAUAAUAUAGGAAUUGUGAAACAAGAUAUUGUAAUCAAUGAUGUAGAUGAAUUGACAGUACAGGGUCCAGAUCAGCAGCAGCAGCAGCUUCAGGGAAAUGAUGGCUUCAGUAUCACAGACCAUAUUGCCUAGAGCUAUUUCAAUUAAUCAUUCUGUGAAAAAUUUCAGAAGAAAGUUGUUAAUUUCUAUAAAACAUUAGAUAGAACAUAUAAUUACUCAGAGUUGAAGUUGCAAUAUUACUCUGUGAAGCUGAAAGUUGGGUCAAUAUUUCGUAUUUGCAAUAUUGUCAAUUUUUGCUGCAGUUUACCUACUCGAAUUUGUUCUCUUAUCAGUUGUCUAGAAUCCUUAACUUUCUCUAGUUCCUCUUUUAGCAUUUCUUCUUCAGUUGACACUUUCACAUGUCCAGCUGGUUCACCCCCCAGAAAAGAACUUGAAAUCAUAGUUGGGUCCAGAUCAGUGAUGUCAGUGAUGCUGAAGGCCAAAUCAUCAGCUGAGUUCAGAUCAACUUCAGUGGUUGUUGCUCCAUCAUGUGGGGCUUCAGCAGUUUCUGAGAUAUUGAUGAAGUCUGAAAACAAUAAUUACUAAAGUCAUUAUUUAUUCUUUCAAACAUGAACUUCUCUAUCGUUAUGUCACAUCUAUUGAACAGAAAUAGAACGUAAGCAUUACAUGUUAUUGAGUUAAAGAUGUUCCAAGCACCAAGUGUAUCAUAAUUAGAAAUGUAAAAUGAACAUAUG